CGUUCGUUUUUGUGGUGCUCAACAAGUGAAGCCGCUUUCUUUCUUUCUUUCUAUUCCGUUUUAGCUCCCGUCAGCUAGUUUGCAGCAUCACCUUCAUCGUCUUCUUCUCCUUCUUCAUUGCCAUCAGCUUUGGUUCCAACAAGACGAUGCAGAUCGGAAGCACCUCUACGUGCAUCUCCGGUCCCUGCCCCAAGGGAUUGCUUUCCCACGGGUCACUAGUCGUCCUGCCGCUCAGCCUGCUCAUCGCCAUGGUGGUCCGCUACAGAUGCAUCAAGCGGCGUAUCGCCAUUGAAUCCGCCGCGGACCAGCACUACACGGUGGUGUCGGACCAAGUGAUGAUGAACGCCACGGUCGAGAGGUUCGUGCUGGAGAUGGCCGACGAGAAGCCCAUUCGCUUCACGCCGGAGCAGCUCGCCGGAUACACGCGCAACUACUCCGCGCGCCUCGGCGCCGGCGGCUUCGGCACCGUCUACCGGGGAGAGCUCCCCAACGGCCUCGCCGUGGCCGUCAAGCUGCUCCACCCUGGCCUGGACACCAAGACGUCCGAGGAGCAGUUCAUGGCGGAGAUGGGCACCAUCGGCAGGACGCACCACAUCAACCUUGUCAGGCUCUACGGCUUCUGCUUCGAUGCCGACUCCACACGCGCGCUCGUCUACGAGUUCAUGGACCACGGCUCCCUCGACGACUACCUCUCCUCCGCCCGCAGGGACGGCGGCGUGAGCAUGCCCACCGUGGCCGCCGUCGCCACCGGCGUCGCCAGGGGCCUCAGGUACCUCCACGAGGAGUGCCAGCACAAGAUCGUGCACCAAGACAUCAAGCCCGGCAACGUCCUCCUUGGCGGCGCCGCCCUCACGCCCAAGCUGGCCGACUUCGGCCUCGCGCGCCUCGUCAACCGUGCUGACACACACGUCUCCCUGUCCCACGGGGGCGGUACCCCCGGCUACGCCGCGCCGGAGGUGUGGUUGGAACUACGCAUCACGGAGAAGUGCGACGUCUACAGCUUCGGCAUGCUCCUGCUCAAGAUCCUCGAGCAUGCUAGCAACCAUGACGCAGAUGCCGCGCCGGAGAGCAGCCGACAGUGGUUCCCAAUGGCCGCGUGGACCAGGUACGAGGCCGGUGAGCUGAUGGAGCUCGUCGUGUCAACGAUCCACCAAGAUCCGCGUUGCAGGGAGCUGGCGGAGAUGAUGAUCAAGGUGGCCUUCUGGUGUGCGCAGCAGCGGCCAUCGGAGAGGCCGUCCAUGAGCGCGGUGGUGAAGAUGCUGGAGGGAGAGACGGAGAUUGCCCCGCCGCCCAACCCGUUCCAGUACCUCAUGGGGAUGGAGCCGCCGGCGGCUAACCUGCGGACGACAAUGGCGAGCAGCUCUGUAACCACGAGCAACCACAUCAUCUCCUUUUAAACACGCGUUGAGUACUGUAUUAAAGUUAAGUCUUAGUCGAUACUAUAUCCAUGAGAUCUUACAUUAAGAUCUGUAUUUUUUUUAUCUUUUGCAUGUUAUGUCACUUAACUGAGAUUUGGUUAAAUCUCAGUCAACUAAUAUCUAGCCACACCCAAAAAGAAGGACCCGGAAUAAA
Molecule: messenger RNA, 1572 nt
Organism: Triticum dicoccoides
Lineage: Eukaryota; Viridiplantae; Streptophyta; Magnoliopsida; Poales; Poaceae
Product: G-type lectin S-receptor-like serine/threonine-protein kinase At1g34300
Exons: 2
Coding region: 147-1397 (416 amino acids)
Biological process (GO): protein phosphorylation
Molecular function (GO): ATP binding; protein kinase activity
Source: RefSeq, a predicted model, not a curated record